AGGAACCGGUGGCGCAUCGGAUUCUCUAGAGGGCCAGAUGCCACGACGGAGACGGAGAUAUUUUAUCGUCGUACAUGUGAUUUUCAUGGGGGAGGGGGAGACGGUCGUCACGGAGGAGGGCUUGCGAGGAGGUAAUGGCUGGGGGCUGGGGGCUGGGGCUGGGGCUGGGGGAGGGGGGGAGUGUGUGUGUCAAGCAUGACAAGAGCAGUGCAAAUGUGGGCGGAGGCGGAGCAAGGCUGAUGUGAUGGGAUGCGAGGGGAGGGGAAAAGUCCACACAAGGCCGACGACAGUCCAAUUUGCUGCGCACAGCGCGAGAGAUGUCCCCCAAUUGCGAACGUCGAUUCAUGGCGGUCACGUCGGGCGUCCACCCGUGUAGCGUAGUGUAGUGUGAUGGGAUGGGAUGGGAUGGGGUGGGAGGCCAAAAGACGUGCGAGCAGAAUUGGGUCGAGACUUUUGGCGGCCUUGCGUCCGAGGCUGGGUGUUUUUUUUUCGCGGAAAAGGCGGAUCAAGGAAAAGAUUUGGCACACCAAGACCUUGCAUGAGGAGGGGCUCGUGGCGGGGCGCUCGUUCGCGACGACGGUCAUGCGGAUCGAGAACGCGCUUGGACUCGGGGCCUGAGCGGAGCGUAUCGCAAACGAUGGAGGUGGCAAAGGCGAUGACGUUGCGGAGCUUUACGGGAGGGAGUUGGUCCGGUCUGGUUGAUUUGCGCCGGGGCAUGGGAGGCGGAAGGGAAUUUUAUAAUGAGCGAAAAGUCAAGUCAGGGGAAACUGCGAAACCAUGAGCAUUCCACGGAUUGACUCGAGAAUAAUAAAUGGCUGGACUUAAAACCGGACACACCAACUAGUGUUCAAUCAUAAGAUAUGUAGUUGACAUGGAUAAUCUGUUUGGAACACGAGGUUGUCCGUGAGACGAGGAAAGUGACUGGGAGCCAAUAAUGUCGAGGUGCGGGUGUUGUAAAAUAAGUGGUCUCGUGGAACGACGACCAAAAAUCAAAGAGACAAGGGAAGAAAAGAGGGAAGCGCUGGAGCGAGGAGAUGUGUUUGGGUUUUACCCACCGCUAUCAUGACUCAACAUAAUCCACACAAUCUGAUGCAUCCAGCAGUUUGAAAUCUAUAAAAUAUUCGGAAAGGGAAUCGCACCGCAAGGGAGGUGUUAAAAAAGUAGAAUCCUAAAGUGGCAAGUAGCAAUCAAGUUCUUACCGGGCUUGUGCAUCACACGCCAACUGAAAUUGACUUGACAGAGACUACUACUACUACGGUGCGGACCAAGGGGAAAACAACAAGCAAUCAUCCAGAUGAUAUUCGUUAUAAAAUUAUACCCGACUCAGACUGAAGCAGCAGGGGCUGGGCAGGCAGGCAGGCAGGCCAUGCCAGGCCAUGCCAGGCCAGAGCAGAGCAGCCCAGGCCAGGCCAGGCCAGGCCACCGAGGCCGAGGCUGGGAACUCGUUGACACAAAGGGCAAGGCAGAAAAGUUUAAUCGGAACCGGAAAGGUGCAAAAAUGUAAAUACUGUGCAGUAUGUAGAGCUCGCGCAGCCAGGCAGCCACUCAAAUUCACCGUCUUGCCGAUUUCUCUCUCCUCCUCUCUCUCUUAUUUACUCUUAAGGGGGAUUGCAUCUGCAAAGAUCUGUGCAAGAUCUGCUCCUGCACUCCCUCAUUCUUUUCCUUGGCCACAAGGUAGACGAUGGGUAGACUUCAGUGAAUGUGCGACUUUAGGACUGGCGCAAUGCAUAUUCUUUCUAUAUAUUUUUUUCCCCCUUUUCUUCCCCUGCUUUGAUCUUCUGCCCUGCAGUCGUCCUUAUGCUAUACAACAGCGUGUGAGCGAGCGAGCGUGUGAGAGAGCAGAAAAGAUGGGGAUAGAGAGAGAGAGUGAGAGAGAGAGAGAGCAGUCAUGAAGAACCUGGGCGGGUGGCAACUUGACCUGGCAAAGUAAGAAAGAGAAAUUUGAGAGAGAGAGAGAGAGAGAGAGAGAGAAAGAGGGAGCGAGAGCGAGAGGAAUUGCGUUGUGUGUCGAAGAAGGGAGGAAGGAAAAGAAAGGUAAGGCAAGGCAAGAGAAGGGAAGGGAAGGGAAGCCGUAGAGAGAGAGGGAGGGAGGGUGAGGAGACGAGGCGAUGGAGGGCAAGUGCUGAAGCAUGGAAAGGCAGUUCUCGGAAAGGACCAGAGGCAGCACCACUGCAUACUAAUCCAUAAUCUAAUAGCGGCCCUUGCUCUCGUCUGCCUGCCCGCUCGCCUGCCGGCCUGCCAGUGUGCCUGCGUGCCUGCCUGCCUCCAUCGCUCCGUCGCUGCUCGGCUGCUCGACUGCUCGACUGCUGCUGAGGACUGCUGGACUGCCGGCCUGCCGGGCCGCCUGCCAAAUGCUGAAAGAAAACGAGCGACGAGAAAAGAUAUCGGCCGCAGCAGCGCCACUACUACCACAACUUCCAUCACUCCCACCACCGCUUCGCUUCUGUUGCUGCUGCCGCUGCCGUAACUGCACCUCACCUUUCCAGGCAACCUGUACAGCCCCCCACUCAAUACAAUAUUCAAGAGACAAAAAUAUCACACAAUCUCCGCUCGCUCUCGCGCUCCCGCAAUCGUUCGCGGCUCCAAUAUCCUCCCCACCCCGAGCCCCAGGCCCCAGGCCCCUGGCCCCCUGGGGCCCCGACGUACGACCAGUCCUACGGCGGGUGGCUCGUAGGCUCCCCACAGCAGCACCGGCAGGUGCCGUAGAUUCCUUAUACUCGAACAGACCUACUACCGAUGGAUCGUUCCCCGUGACGGGCAGGCCGUCCGGAGCGCCAUCCAUCCAUCCAUCGCGCCAUCGCUCCAUCCAUCUCUGGGCACGAGCCCUCGAAGCGCAUGAUCCAAAGCUCCGACAGCCGUAAGGUUUGGUUCCGACCGAUAUCUCGCGGUCGGAUCACAUUAAUCCGGCUCCUAAUCGGACGACUUAAGGCUCUUAAUGCGGAGGCUUAGCCCAACCCUAAACGCCUGCAAAAGCGCCCCGGACUUCAGCGUCGCGCAGUGAAUGAGGGCGCGCCUGACUCGGAGCCCGGGCCCACCGCGGCGUAAAGGCGCAUCGCAGCCCGGUUCGGGACAUACUGCCCCUCGUCGUUCGGCGAUCUCUCCCCCAAAUUCCCCCUUCACUUGCUUAGCCCCUCUGACCAUCCCAUCCCCUCGUUUGAGUUGCACGGCCCAGAUCCGGCCACCCGGGCCCUCAUUAUGGUCUGCACUUUUCCGUAAGAUUUUGUGUAUCUGCUAACACGGGGCUGGGGCGUAGAGUCCCUUCGGCGACGUCGCCAAAUCGGAGUCGGAACCUGACAGUCGCCCCCUGGUGGGGCCUCUCCAGCCCCCCCCCCCUCCCCCCCCCACCCUCAGAGCAAAUCCCCGCCGACGACCCCCCACGCCCGCGGCCCGCCCAAACGGGGUCUUUGUAGUACGCGCGAGCGCUCUGUCGUACCGAGUGGCGCGGCAGGGGCUGCCCUGCCCCCGCCCUGCCCGCCCUGCCCCAAUUAUUCCGACUUGGCGUCUCGCUCGCUCGCUCGCUCUCGCCUCCGCCGAAAUAGCAGAUGGAGUUUACGCGUUUCGUGGGGCUCAGGCACCUGCGGAUAAGGGGGUGGCGGACUGGGACGGGGGGCGAGGACCCCGGCGCCGGGGCCUGUGCCGAUCGGCGUACGAAGGCGGUAGAGGCCGCCAAGGCCGCCGCAAUGACCAGCGUAUGAUGGCCGAGGGGGGGGAGGGGGGCGCCAUAUAUAGGAUGCCAUGCGUAGAGAUCCAUCCAUCCAUACAUGAUUGUAACGUCCCUUUCAUGGGGCUAGCGAAUGAAUGAAUCAAUGGGCUUCGUAUGAUGGUCGUACCACUCACUCACUCCCUCCCUCGCUUCUUCCCGUUUGGGCAUCGACGACGACGACGACGAUGGGGGGACGGGAGCGACUGACCUGGUCAGGACGGACGGAAGGAAGGACGAGAUGGAGGAAGCGAGAGCGGCAGUGAGCAGGCCCGAUGAUGUACCCAUAAUUGGAGGAGGGUGGAUCUUUAGCACCGGUCCCUAUAUAACCCCCUUCCCCGGGGGUGCUGCUGCGUUAGCCCUCGCUCUGGGAGCCUGGCGGAGGAAUAACCCCGAAGAAUAUUCGAUAUCGAAGACUCAGAACACGCGCGCUUGCGAAAGAAGCCCAUCCGACGACCGAGGCCGGUGGGUGUUCAUGUGCUUCGAGGCAUUGACGGGAAGCAUUAGGGCGACACGGCGGGGCUUGUGGCUGAGGGGAUGUAGAGGAGGGGGGUGGGGGUGGGAUGUAGAGGCGGAGGAGGGGCUGGGGGAGUACUUGUGGGUAAUAGUAGGUAGGUAGGGAGUUAGGUAGGGUAUGGGGAAGGGCUGAAGUGAAGGCGCGGGUGAUGGGUGGGGUGGUCCAGUGAGUCUUAAGGGCCAUGGCGUAGGGAACAGCUCAGCUUCUGUCCCUCGACAUGCGGGUCCGAAGACGGGAGCCGACCCGUGGGCCGCGCCCAAUAACGCGCGUCAUUAUGAUGCCGUCGCCAUUACUGCUCAACGCUCCCCCGUCCCGCUUCGGAACCAGUGGUCUAGUCUAGGGACACCCUGCUCCUCGGGCAGGGCCAUGAUUGCCGAGCUGGACCUACCCCUGCCCCCGCUCCUCUCCCCCGUUUCUCCCUCCCUCCGCUCCCCUCCCCCCCUCGCCGUCCCCCGUCGUCGUCGUCGUCGUCGUCAACUUCAUGCACUUCCCCCUUCUCCUCGUCUCCGGGGGCUCUCUUCUUCCGGACUCAAGUCGCUCUCUCGUCGGGGGGCCGAGGGCCAGAGCCCCUCCUCGUCCUCGUCCUCGUCCUCCUGGAUCUCGUUCUCCGACUUUCUCCAUCGGCCCUCUCUCUCGCGUGACGCAAGGCUCCUCGUUGCGUAAGAGAGUCCACCUGGCGGUCGAGCCUGCCUGCCUGCCCCCUGCCUGCCCCUGCCUGCCUGCCUGCGUGCUUUAGCUUUUCUCCCUUGCCCUGCGCCGCCAAUGAACCCCCUUCAUCUUCAAUUCAGGGCUUCGAAAGUGACGAGUUUCGCUUGAAAGUGACCAGCCGGGUCUUCCUCGCCUAACACACGGAAACGAUUCUCCCGCUGCCCCCCCCCCCCCACCCCCUCCUCCUUGCCUCUCCCUUGCCUACCGCCCCUCGCAGUGUGUCGCGAUCGCUUCCUUGCCUUGCCUUGCCUUGCUCGGGUCGUUCGCGUGCAGCGGGGGAUGGAUAAUUUGCCGCAACUCAAUCGAUGGCUGAGCCGAACAUGCUGCUGCCCCUCCAACAGCUGCAUGCACGCCGUGCUGCUGCCACUGCUUGUUUUGCAACGUACAUCCCAGUCCCAGCCCCAGCCCAUGGCAUGCAUGCAUGCCAUGCCACCCGACCCGACCCGACCAUCCCAUCCCAUCCCAUGUGGCACCAGGGCAGGUUAUAGCAGAUUGCCUCCCCGAAGCGCAGGGCCGCCCGGUCUGGGCCGGGCCGGGCCGGGCCGCUCUGCCAUCCCCCCCCUAACCCCAGCCGUCUAGGCGUCUAGAUCAGCGCAGCGUGGGAGGUGUUUAGGGAGGGGAACCCAAUGCAACGCCGUGUCAUAUGAGCAAGUCGGGGACAGUGGAGAUUAAGCGCUAGCUCCGUCGAUCGGAGCUAGCACAUCAGCUCCGCCGUCCGCCGUCCCUCUACGACCGAAGCAUUCGAUCCUUCCUUCGGCCGGGAAUGGCAAAUAAUAAGGAAACCAUGUCGUGCACAACCGGCAGACGUGCUGCAGCUGGCGGUCUGUUCCAGGUAUAAGAUGGAGCCCAGGAUCAAAAGGCUACUGGAGAGUUAUGACUACAUUAUUCUAAUUCAAAAGCCUCGGCCUUCGCUUCCCUUGCCUUCCGCGUACAGCACUGAAUGUACCGCCGUACUCCGAGGGCUUGCUCCGACGGAUUACUAAGCGUCCCCCCCUCCCCUCCCGUCCCGGCCCUGGCUCGUGGCUUUUUCCUUCCACUAGCGUACGACGAAGCACUGCGGGUGUCAGAUGCACGUACUCAAAGCCAAGGCGCUGGUUGGUCGGACGGAAGGGGGGAAUGGAUGGAUGAAUGGAUGGAUGAAUAUUGGUUCUGUACACGUACCGCUGUUCCAACAAGUAUUUGAAAAGACUCGCCCUCUAGCGCAAAUUUUCCUUGCCCCUCCCCCCUUGCCUCCUGCCUCCUGCCCCCACUGCCCCCGCUGGCCUGCCCCUGCCCCUGCCCCGACCUGGGCUGCGUGCCUGCCUGUCGCGCGGCCCGGCUCUGCCCCCGCUGCGAUCAGACUUGAUUCUUCGCGCUUUCGUAAGCAGAUGGCGUAGCUCGAUAGACCAGAAAGCGUAUAGAUUUGAUGCACUAUGCGUCUGGAUUGCAUGCCCCAGCGACCGCGGAGGUGGUAAUUUAGAGAGGGCUGGAGCAGCGCGGGAGAGGGCGAGGGAGAGGGAAGGGGCGGGGGAGCCUCCAGAUUCAGACAGAGAGAGAGAGAGAGAGAGGGAGAGGCUCGAUGCGAUGGUGGUGCGGGAAGGAUGAGAGAUGCGCAAAUGAGAGCGUCUCGAAAGUCGAGAAUCGGUUGCGUUGCGCGCUCUCGUUCAUGAAUGUGCGUACUCUUCUUACACGAAGUUCAGGAAAGAAGCACUAUUGCAGCGGAUGAAGUAGAAGAUCGGGCGGGGCUGAUCGGGAAGAGCGAGGAGUUUGGCUCUUUCGCGCAUCAUAAUGGACCAUUAUUCUUUGGGGCUGGCUUGUAGUUGCGAAGCCCCCCGUUGGCGACCUUCAUGAGGUCGUGUAAGCAAUGCCCACCUUAUAAUUGUAAAUAAUGACGCCCCGAGGUUAGAUUCAUGACAAAAUGCUGAAAGAAGAAAAGAAUUUACCAGUGACCUAACUUUACUUUCCGAAAUAAAAAGUGAUGCUUCUUGAGUUAGUUAUGUUAGUUACAAAUAAAGCUCGCCCCCGUCGCCCCAUCAAUCGGAAGCGCAGUCGCAUUCUGUGUUACCUUUUUAUCCGGCAUUUGAUAUAAUUCAUCAUGUCAUAUCCUCCGUUUGUUUCAUCUAUCCUGUGCCAUCAACCACUCGACGAUCGAUCCUCGGUCGUCUCUCUGUGGGGGUGGACUACUGGAUGGCUGGCUGGCUGGCUGGCAGGCAGGCCCGGAUGCGCUGAGCCUUCGUGAUUCUAUUCGGGGAGUUUAGAGCGAGGCGUACUGC
Molecule: messenger RNA, 7177 nt
Organism: Marchantia polymorpha subsp. ruderalis
Lineage: Eukaryota; Viridiplantae; Streptophyta; Marchantiopsida; Marchantiales; Marchantiaceae
Source: the annotation of a GenBank genome assembly